Messenger RNA from Lactuca sativa (garden lettuce), 2255 nucleotides. It is a transcript of the gene RPK1, whose product is annotated as receptor-like protein kinase 1. Gene Ontology annotation, molecular function: ATP binding; protein kinase activity; protein binding. The record is from RefSeq and is a predicted model, not a curated record. Gene Ontology annotation, biological process: protein phosphorylation. NCBI's taxonomy places the organism in Eukaryota, Viridiplantae, Streptophyta, Magnoliopsida, Asterales, Asteraceae.
UCCAGUCACCGACUUGUCGACUGUUUUCCAUACGUUGCGUGUUAUUAUUUUUCCAAUAGAACCGCCGUGUGUUGACUGGGUGACCACCCUUUUGACUUUGACGAUCCGCCCAUAAUUCCACCGGGCUCCACUGUCUCACGCGGCCCUGUCACCACCAGUCAGAACCAAAUUGCUAAUUAGAAUACCAAAUCAAACUAAAUGCAAAAUCAAACAAACCCAUGAAGAAACCUUCUUGCACGCCUCCAUUUCCAAUUUCCCCCCAAAAUUAACUCCUUUUUUUUUUUCUAGUCUUGAAAAAGCUUAUGUGAAUCGAUUUCUGCAAUAAGUUUUGAUUUCGAACAAAUAAAAGAGAUGGGUUUAUUUGCUCUGUUUUGUCUGUUGUUGUUCUGUUCGGUUUCUGGGAAAGUUGUUGACUUUUUAGACAAGGGUCAACUUUUGGAGCUCAAGAACGCCAUUUUCGAUCCUCACAACAUGCUUUCAAGCUGGAAAUCUACAGCCCCUGAUCACUGUUCUUGGUUUGGAGUCACGUGCAACUCACAUGGUAGGGUUUCUGAGCUGAGAAUACCAGGAGGUAAUUUUGCUCGUUCGAGUUCUUGUUUGAGUAAUCACCAUUUUGACCCUAAAAAAGGGAAAUUUUUAGGUGGGAAAUUGUCAAAUGUAAUUGGGAAGUUUUUGGAACUUAAGGUUCUGUCAAUUCCAUUUAAUCGAAUCGCCGGUGAGUUGCCUAAUGAAAUCUGGGGGUUAAAGAGUCUUGAAGUGAUCGACAUUGAAGGGAAUUUGAUUACCGGAGACUUAUCCAUGGUCGAUUUCUCCAAUUUGAAGAAGUUGCAGGUUCUUAAUUUAGGGUUUAACAGAUUAUCUGGGAACAUCCACAAAUCAUUCGAAGAAUGUAAGAAUUUAACCGUUCUAAAUCUCGCUGGAAACCGAAUCCAAGGGCCUAUUCCUGACGUUUUACCGGUGUUGCCGCCACAACCACGGCGGGCGCUUCAAGAUUCCAGGGGCAAUGACGUGAACAAAAAAGGAUUAAGUCCCUUUGAAUGGGUGUUAAUUUUAGUCGCAUCACUCAUUGUUCUAAUUCUUUUGGUUGUCAUCAUUGUCUACUUUUACAUGAGGAACCGGAGACGGAGUUCCCGAGUCGACGGCAUCAACAUCAUCCCAUCUCCGCCACGUUCCGGGAACGAACGCCUCGUGAUUUUCCGAGAGGUAGGGGUGCCAUUAACUUUCAACAACGUCAUUGAAGCAACCGGGAACUUCACAUCAAGAAAUUGCAUCGGGAGCGGCGGUUUCGGGUCGACUUACCGAGCGGAGAUAUCUCCGGGAAUCACCGUCGCGGUGAAGCGGCUCACCGUCGAGAUGUGCCAAGGGGUUCCUCAAUUCAACGCCGAAAUCCGAACCCUAGGUCGAAUCCGACAUUCGAAUCUCGUAACGUUGAUCGGAUACUACGCUAGCCCAUCGGAAAUGUUUCUCGUUUACAACUAUCUCCCCGGCGGCAGCCUGGAAGAGCUUAUUCGGGACAAAAGAAACCAUGUAAUCGGUCUGAAAACGGUUCACAAAAUCGCAUUAGAUAUCGCCGGAGCCCUAGCUUUCCUACACGACGACUGUAAUCCUCGUAUACUUCAUCGAGAUGUAAAACCCAGCAAUAUCUUAUUAGAUAAGGAUUUGAAAGCGUGCUUAUCUGAUUUUGGGUUGUCACGUCUUCUCGAGGGGUUCGAGACACACGUGACCACCGGCGUUGCCGGGACAUUUGGAUACGUGGCGCCGGAAUAUGCUCUGGCGUGUAGGGUUUCUGAUAAGGCGGAUGUGUACAGCUAUGGAGUGAUGUUACUUGAAUUGAUUUCAGAUAAACGGGCUUUGGAUCCGUCGUUUGCGAAAGAAGAUAAUGGGUACACGAUUGUGUUUUGGGCGAGGACGCUCCGGCGAGAGGGGCGGGUGGAGGAGGUUUUUGCUGCCGGAAUGUGGGAGGCGGGACCGGAAAAUGUGCUGCUGGAUCUGUUGAAGUUGGGGUUGAUGUGCACGACGGAAUUACCUUCCGGGAGACCGACGAUGAGGCAAGUUGUAAGAAAAUUGAGGCAUAUUCAACGUGAUUUUGACCGUUGAUUUUUUUAAAGUUUGUAAUCUUAUGUAGACAUGAAAUUUUUUAUUAUAUAACUUGUGUUGUAAAUUUUAUUUGUAAACUAUACAUUAUCAUGACUUGUUUUGUAUAAGUUGUACAAUACAAGUCUUAUUAUAAAUUAGAAGGAUUCCGGCUUUUCGCA